AAAGAAUUUGGGAAGAGGGAUUAUUUUUUCCGCCAGGAGUGGUUCUGAAGUGCAGAGACCAAAGCAACUAUUUCCUAUCUCUUUUCAUUUGCGCCCCAACUGAAUUCAUCAAUGGCCGACGACGCUCUGAACCCAGAAACCCCACCACUAAAUGCUGAUCAAGCUUCUUUUGAAGCAACCGUUGGAUCGACCGUUCAGGGAGGCACAGAGUCUUCGUGCAACCACUCGAACGUUGAAACUUCUGGUCUUGCGUCUGACGGUGACCGCGAAAAGUCGCUGGGGUAUGCGGAAGAGUUGAUGGAGAGGGGAUCGAAGGCUGCAGAGGCGAACGAUUACGCCGAAGCCACUGAAUGCUACAGCCGUGCCCUGGAAAUCAGGGUUGCUCAUUAUGGUGAACUUGCACCUGAAUGUGUAAAUAUGUAUUAUAAGUACGGAUGUGCUCUGCUGUACAAAGCUCAAGAAGAGGGUGAUCCGUUGGCCACUGUGCCGAAGAAAGAGGGUGAAUCUCAACAACUCUCGGCUAAAAGUGGACCUGUUUCUAAUAAUGGUGAACUGGAGGAAACUUCAAAUCCUGAAUGUGUACCUGCUAAUGCUUGCAGUGGGAAAGAUCAAGAAGACGAUGAGGAGGAAAGUGAGGCUGAGUCAGCUGAAGGAGAUGAGGACGAGUCUGACCUUGAUUUGGCAUGGAAAAUGCUGGAUGUUGCUAGGGCAAUUGUUGAAAAACACUUGGGUGAUACAAUGGAGAAAGUGGACAUAUUGUCAGCCUUGGCAGAAGUCGCUCUGGAAAGAGAGGAUAUUGAAACUUCCCUCAGUGAUUAUCUGAGAGCACUAGACAUUUUGGAACGUCUGGUCGAACCAGACAGUCGACGAAUAGCUGAACUAAAUUUUAGGAUUUGUCUGUGUUUGGAGAUUGGGUCGAAAGCUCAAGAAGCCAUACCGUAUUGCCAAAAGGCUAUAUCAAUUUGUAAGACUAGGGUGCAGCGGCUCUCGAGUGAUUUGAAAUGUUCAUCCAAACCAACCAUGCCUGACUGUACGGUCCAACUUUCAUCAAGUGGAUUUCAGUCUAAUGAUUCUGUGACAGAUAAAGAGGCCGAGAUUGAAACACUCAAUGACCUGUCUGGUGAGCUGGAAAAGAAGCUUGAAGAUCUCCAGCAACUUGUCUCGAACCCAACAUCAAUCCUCUCAGAUAUCUUGGAGAUGAUAUCUGCCAAGGCAAGAGGCACUGAGAAUCCUCCUCCAGCUAUGAGCUCUUCACAGCUUGGGGUUUCCAGCAGCAGUGGAAAUCUCGACUCCCCCGCCGUUUCCACUCAAACAAAUGGAGCUGCUGGUGUUACAAAUCUUGGGGUGGUGGGAAGAGGAGUCAAGCGAGUGGUAAUGAACUCAAUAACAGUAGAAUCAAGCCCGUUGAAAAAACCAGGAUUAGAUCUCACAGCAGAUAAAGGUGAUGGCAAAGCCUCUUAAAGGUAUUCCUCCCAGCAGUUCGUACACUUUUUGGGCAAACACUUCCAAGUUUUUGGGUCAUGUUUCUUGCUGCGCAAAUCAGGUUAGAGUCUGAAUUUCGUACGGAUGGUAAUAGUUCGUUUCUGGUCCACAUUAACUGGAGUCUUGGAGCCUGAAAUAGUGUACCAGAGGCAGAUAGUAUGCUUAACAACCGGUUUUUCUGCUGUCAAUGCAUAUGCCUUGUAGCUAUGCUACUUUUAGUUUUUUUUUUUUUUUGAUCCGCAUGCUACUUUUAGUUUAAACUGUUGAUUUGCUGCUAUGAUGCUUUGCCUGUAAUAUUGUUCAUUUCAAAUAUCAUUCCGACGAUAUUAUGCUUGAACAUUACCUGCUAUUUAUGCUACCUUUCUUA
This is a messenger RNA of Rhododendron vialii, 1849 nucleotides long. Its product is annotated as NASP-related protein sim3-like. Gene Ontology annotation, cellular component: nucleoplasm. The coding region runs from base 112 to 1461 and encodes 449 amino acids. Lineage: Eukaryota; Viridiplantae; Streptophyta; Magnoliopsida; Ericales; Ericaceae. Gene Ontology annotation, biological process: DNA replication-dependent chromatin assembly; CENP-A containing chromatin assembly. Gene Ontology annotation, molecular function: histone binding. The transcript is spliced from 6 exons. The record is from RefSeq and is a predicted model, not a curated record.